Messenger RNA from Penicillium alfredii, 669 nucleotides. RefSeq names its product mitochondrial 37S ribosomal protein bS21m. Gene Ontology annotation, biological process: mitochondrial translational initiation; translation. The transcript has a single exon. The record is from RefSeq and is a predicted model, not a curated record. Gene Ontology annotation, cellular component: mitochondrial small ribosomal subunit; ribosome. Lineage: Eukaryota; Fungi; Ascomycota; Eurotiomycetes; Eurotiales; Aspergillaceae. Bases 1 to 669 code for a protein of 222 amino acids. Gene Ontology annotation, molecular function: structural constituent of ribosome.
AUGGACGCCCGCUUCCUGUCCCGAGGCUUUCAUACCAGGCCGACGCCAUGGCUGCUCAAAGCCACUCGACAGCAACCUUCGAUGCUGCAACAGCCCUCCACCUCUUUCCUCUCCAGCGCAUUCCGAUACUCUUCUUCCAUAUCCACACCUCCACCCUCAACAUCAAACAAGAGCAACGAUGGCAACAACAGCGGACCCCCUAAGCAAGCACCAACACAAGCAACCACUAGCAGCUUCACAUCCGACUUCGACGAGAUCCUCAACAAACUCGAGCUGAGCACAGGCACAAGGAGCGGCAGCGAAGAUGCCCUCUCCAGACCCUCAAAGAGCCGCAGCCGCUUGAUCUUCAACGGCACCCGGGCCGGCGGCGGCACGGCCAUUCAGUCGCGACAGCCGCGGACUAAGCUCCACAUGAAACUGAAGCCGGCACUGGGCCGGAUGAUCUUCGUGCAGCCGGAACGCGGUAUGGAUCUCGGCAACAGUAUUCGCAACCUGGAGAUGCUCUGCACCAGUAACAGGGUUCGUGCCGCUGUCUAUGAGCAGAAGUAUCAUGUGCGGAGGGGUGUGCAGCGCAAGAUGCUUCGGAUGAAGCGGUGGCGGUCACUUUUCCGGACUUCUUUUGGGGAGACUGUGCGCAAGAUUCAGCGUAUGCAGUCGCAGGGGUGGUGA